CAUCAUCAUCAUCUCAGACACUUCUCUUUUCAAUGAGAAAUAAGAUGGAUAAAAGAGACAUCAUCAUCGGAUCAACAACAUAAGAGGGUAUAUGCUGUAGGGGCAAAGACAUUAGAGACAUGGCUUCUGAUUCUAAAUCUACCUUGAUGAAACUCAAGCCCAGCACUCAACAUGGUUCAUCAAAGCUCAAGUUUGAUUCAUCUAUCACCAAGAAGAAGAUCGCUGAUACCUCUAUCAAACGCCCUCUUGAUUCCAAGACUAAAUCCAUCUCCACUUUCACAUCCAUCUCCACUUUCACAAAAUCUGAGGUGAAAGGAAAAAUAACAUCGAGUUCUUCAAGAACGACAUCGAAAAAGACUACUAUUAAAAAAAGAGAGAAGAAAGUUUACAGCUUGCCAGGCCAGAAGUUUGAUGUUCCUGAAGAGAGAGAACCCCUGAGGAUAUUUUAUGAGUCAUUAUCAAAACAGAUACCUUCAAGUGAAAUGGCGGAGUUCUGGAUGAUGGAACAUGGCAUGUUGUCAACUGGAAGAGCAAAGAAGGCUUAUGAGAAGAAGCAGUUAAGGCAAAAGCAGCUUCGGAUGGGAACUCCUAUAAAAUCACCAGCACCACUGCCACGAAGUAAACCUGAGAUUUCAAAAAAGCAGCAACAGGUAUCAAAGAUUGCUGAAGUAAAAGUUAAGAAAAGAAUCAUUGAGAGCGACGAUGAUGACGAGUUUAUACUGAGUCCCAAGAGGAGGAAAGGGUAAGAAGAAGAAAAAAAAAAAAAACCUUCUUGUUGUUUAUAGCAGUGUAUUUUUAGAGAUUUGAUUUUAAUUUUAGACCUUAAAUUUAACAACAAUGAACAACAGAAUGAAACCCAUAAAAAAGAUGAUAGAUGGAGACAUUGUUUAAGUUGUCUGAUGUAUGGAAACAAUAAAAGAGAAAUAAGUUCAGAAUUCUUGUUUAUUUCUUGUUCAUC
Camellia sinensis is the source of this 958-nucleotide messenger RNA. RefSeq lists its product as uncharacterized. NCBI's taxonomy places the organism in Eukaryota, Viridiplantae, Streptophyta, Magnoliopsida, Ericales, Theaceae. The record is from RefSeq and is a predicted model, not a curated record.